AUGUCAGAAGAUGAAUUAAAUUAUAUAACUACAAAAACAACUUCAAGGUAAAAUAAAAAGAGAAGACAAUAAAAAUUACCACCAUAAUCCCUAUAUGAUAUGUUUCCUUCAUUUGAUAAAGAAUUAAUUGAAUAAUGUUAUAAAUCAGAAAAAGCAAAUAUUCAAAAUACUGUAUAAAAGUUGUUGGAAUUAUAAGGUGAGCCAGAAGUACUUGAAAAUGUUGUGGAUAUAUAAGAUGAUGAUAUCUAAAAGUACAUAAAAGAAUUUGAAAAAUUAGAAAACUAUGAAAAUUAUGAAUAAUUAAAUGAAGGCUUUAUUUUUGAAGAAAAAUCAGAAGAAUAUAAUACAUUAAAAGCUGAAGUUUCAAUGAUUUGGUUAGAUGAACCAGAAUUAAAAGAUGUACUCAAUUCAUAUGAUAAAUUUUAUGAAGAAACAAAAAAUGAAGAUAAUAGUAAUAGUAAUAAUAAUAAUAAUAAUAAUAACAUUUAUCUCGAUCUACUAGGAGUUGAUAUCAAUCAAAUACCACCUGAAUUUAUAAAUAACAUUCAAUCAUAUAUGCAUUAAUUAAUAAACUAAUAGCAGAAUUAAAUUUAAAAUGAUUAUAAUGAAUUUCCAAUUCUGAUUCCUCCAGAUGAAGGUUAAAAAAUUCAAUUAAAAAAAAAUGAAGAUAUUUUAUCUUAAUAAAUGAAAAUUUCAAAUUAUGGUAAUCCUUAGAAUCUAAGAAAGUAUAUAAAUUCAUGGACAUAAUAAUAAUAAUAAUAAUAACAAUAAUAAUAAUCAAAAUCAGAUUCAUCUUCUCUUUUACAAAAAUUAUGUGAAGAAUUUCCUUUCUUUUCUUAUUCAAAAAUUAAAUUUGCAUUAGAAUAAUUGGGUUCUUAUGAUUAUUGUAAAGGCUUCCUUACAAAGUAUUACAAUGAUGAAUAUUAUCCAAAAAUUAUAUAAAGACCUAAAAUAGUUGUGUAACAAGACAAUCAAACUCAAUUUAAAUAAUAUACUAUAAGUGAGAAAUAUAAAAAUCUAUCUGCAAAUGAACUUAGAUAAUUAUUUACUAAUAAUAGAUAGAAAAUAAAAGAAUUAAGAAACAAUUCUCAAGUUGUAAAUAAAUGUGCAGGUAUUGAAUAUAAAUAUAUAUACAGGGAAAUAUGGUAAUGUUGCUAUGGGAGUCAAAUUAAAUCAUUUUUAUUAAACUUAAUAUGAGAAAAUACAAUAAUUAGAAUAUGAAGGUAUAAAAUUAUUUGUUGCCCUUAUUGUUGCAGAAUAAUCAUUUACAAAAAUAGAUUUACAUGGAAUAUAUGGAGGAGAAGUAGAAGAAUUAUUGGAUGAAUUGAUAGAAUAGAUAAAAAUAUAUAAAACAAGAUUGAAAAAAAUAAAUAUUGAUGUAGAAUUUAUUGUGGGCAGAGGUAAUAAUAUAUAAUAUAUUUAGGUUUACAUUCUAAAAAUAAAGUACCUGUUAUAGGACCUAUAGCACUUUAAUAUUUUAGAUCUUGCAAUUAUUAGAUUGUUGGAUAAUAUGAGGGAAGAAUGAUUGUUAAAAUAUGA
Molecule: messenger RNA, 1539 nt
Organism: Paramecium primaurelia
Lineage: Eukaryota; Ciliophora; Oligohymenophorea; Peniculida; Parameciidae
Source: the annotation of a GenBank genome assembly